GUGCAGGGCAAUUGGCACAGCAGGCAAGGGCCUUUUGGUUAACUUGCUGUCCAGGUUUUGUCUAAUCCUAGGCUUUCAAGAAACCCAAUUUUGUGGACGAAAACAAAGAGUUAUACGGUGCUGUUGAAGCAAUUAGCUCAUUCAAAAGCGUCAGCAUGCUGCCGACGCCGACCGAGUUCAGCGGCGCGAGCCCGACCUCCAAGGCCGGUAUUGCUGCCCGUUAUGUAUCGGCUCUGGACAUCGACCUUCAACAUGCUUGUGUCAAGCUGAUCGACUCGCUUCCCAGGCGAAGUGUUCCAGCGCACAGCCUCAAGAUCCUCAAAUGCUGCGCAAGUGCUGAAAACGAUGAAUCGCAUGCUGCAGCGCAACUAGCACCUGUCGACCUGGUCAAGCUAUCGGACGCGCUUCGAGAACUACUACUUAUUCCAACGUGUGCGCAGCAUGUCGCCAUUCAAUUCCAUCCCAUCUUGCUGCACCUUCUUGCUGCAUUUCUACCCGACGGAAAAGAUGGUGAAGAACAACCAUCAUGGCAAUCUGAGAAGACGCGAGCCAUUUUUGUCAUGUUCGGCAUUUUGCUCGGUCCUUUCGAGGAAAUCUACCCGAUUUUAUAUGAGUACCUUUCGCACCCAAAUCUUUGCAACGGCCCGAUAUGUGCAGGAAUGCAAGACACGUCAGAGACGCAGGCUCUGCUCCUUGCUUACCAACGUAUCCUGCAAGCCAGCCCAUCCUUUCGCGACGAUCUUCCUAAGCCAUGGCCACUACAUUCGCUUUGUGACAUAUACAAGUCUGCCACCGCCCAGGACGCACUCAAUACUGCUGCCGGCAAGAUUCAAACACGCUAUUCCACCGCCACCCGCUUGCUGGCGCUCUUCGUUUACAGUCAUGGCAUGCAGCUGUCAGAGUCCGUACGCGUCCAAGCGGAGCAUGUCUUCAUCGGUGAACCGAGCAUUCUUGGCGUACCAGAGUCACCUGGCGUCGAUGCGAGAUUCACUCUUGACAUGGAAGAAGGAAAAGAGCAGACGAUUGACGUUUGGGUCAUUCAUGCCAAGGAAGCGGUGAGGUGGCAAACCGUGUGGACAAGAUGCGAAGAGUCGCCUAUUCGUUACCUUAAACGACAGCAGUCUUCAGAAAAGAAGAAGGACGAAGAAACCAUGGACGUGGAUCAAGUCACAACUGCGAUGAACAAGCUGCGGCUCACACCGCAAGACCUACAUCCGCGCGUCAGCUCCAUUGGGGGUGUGAUUUUGCUGCGCGGUUCACCAAUCUCUGCCUCUUCCUCCGCAUCUAAACCCGUGCCAUUCGUCGAGACUACAAGCUCGUAUCGCACGCUCACUGAUUUGGCCAUCGACAUCUCGUGUCGGCUACCAAUCCUCCUCAGCGGUCCGGCCUCAAGUGGCAAGACCUCUAUCUUGCACCACGUCUAUGCUCAGCUUCACCCUUCUUGCAUCCCAGCCAAAGCAUCCGGCAAUCCGCGUGGCCUUUUGACAAUCCCUCUUGGCGACUCAAUGGGUGUAGAUGCCAAGUCACUGCUAGGUUCCUACACUUCUUCGCCGACGUCUCCAGGCGCCUUUAUUUGGCAAGAAGGUUCACUCACACGCGCCGUCCGCAAGGGGUACUGGGUCAUCCUCGAGGAUGUGGACAAGGCCAGCUCAGAGGUGCUGAGCAUCAUCAAAGAACUCGCACGUGGACUAUCACCUUCAAAACCAGCUGGAUUCCGGCCGUCACUUAGCCUGGGGAACAGAGGCAAAGUGAAGGCGGCACCAGGAUUCAUGCUCUUUGGCACACGCUCGACCGAAGCGAGGCGGAAGGCACGCUUUGCUGCUGAAGCGCAUGGCAAAGAUAAAGGAAAAUCGAAAGAAUCGAAUGAGGCGAGCGAGAUAGACAUGGGAGACUCCGAAUCAAUGCAGCUUUCACCGGCCACCUUCUUCACCCACAAGCACUGGGCGGAAGUCAUCCUCGCAGCGCCAGCUCACACGGAGAUCCUCGAGAUUAUAUCCAAGCUUUUCCCAUCUUUGCAACGCGUAUCACAGCAUUUGAUCCCGCGGAUCGUGGGCGCGUGGACUGCGCUCGCGCAAGAGCAGGCGAAGCUCUCAAAGGGCGGCCACGCAUCGGGCGGCUUGAUCCGGCAAGUUUCAUUGAGGGACUUGAUAAAGUGGUGUCGAAGAAUAGAAACAAUCAUCAACGCGUCUGGAGGGUUGAGAGACCCCCUUGCAAAUCCAGUCGAGCAGGAGCACGUCUUUCUCGAGGCCCUCGACAUUUUCCUAGGAGCCUUUCCAACGCAUGAUCCACUGAGCAUGGUCAAGUCGGCUAGCAUGGACGAAUUCGAAGGCUUGCGGACAGCGUUAGCAAGCGCUCUAGCUCACAUCCUGGACCUAAACGACGAACGUGUGGAAUGGCUUCUCGAGCAACGAACGCCAGAGAUGACCUUUCAUAAGGCCCCUUCAAGCUCUGCGCCGAGCACUAUUGCCAUCGGCCGCGUGGCUUUGCCGCGCUUCGCUGCAUCUCAACUCGGGCAGGAUCGUUCAGCUCCGGUUCUGCACAACUUUGCUAUGACGAAAGCAAGCUUGACACUCAUGGAGCAAAUUGCGGCCGCCACAGCGAUGAAUGAGCCUAUCUUGCUCGUCGGAGAGACAGGGACCGGCAAGACAACAGUUGUGCAGCAUCUCGCAUCGCUCGUAUCUAGACCAUUCACCGCUCUCAACCUCUCCCAGCAAAGCGAGGCAUCAGAUCUGUUGGGAGGCUUCAAGCCCAUUGAGCCCAAGAUGCCAGCGAUGGAGUUGCACAACGAGUGGUACCAGCUAUUCACGCAGGCUUUCUCGGCGAAGAGAAAUGCAAAGUUCUUGGAUGCAGAACGCAAGGCAUUGAAUGCAGCGAAAUGGGGCAAGCUGUCGCAGCUUUGGCGCGAAAGCGCAAAGAUGGUAGCUGAACGAAUGACAGCGCAGGAUGACACCAAUGCUGAUGCAGAGGAAGGGAGGAAGCGACGGAAGACAGGUCCGAAGUCCGAGCAGCGGUCAGCAUCACCAGUUGCAAGCUUUUCAAACAAUGCGUACAGCGCAUGGGCUUCCUUUCUCGAGCGUGUCGACUCGUUCCGUCUCCAACACGUGCAAAUCAGCUCGACCACCAGUGGCCGCCGAUUUAACUUUGGGUUCAUCGAGGGACCUCUAGUGCGUGCGAUCCGAAAUGGAGAGUGGAUCCUCCUUGAUGAGAUCAAUCUUGCAGCAGACGAAACGCUGGACUUCCUCUCGGCUCUCUUGCAGUCGUCUACCAGUAGUAUUGCGCUCACAGAGCGUGGAGACCUGGACGUAGUACCUCGGCAUCCGGACUUUCGUCUGUUCGCAUGCAUGAAUCCAGCGACCGACGUCGGCAAGAAGCUGCUGCCUCCGCCUAUCCGGUCGCGCUUUACCGAAUUGUACGUCAGCAGCCCUGAUGCAGAUCGCGAUGCUCUCCGCAGCAUCGUCGAAAAGUACAUUGGCGAACUAGCCCAGGGUGACAAGCGCGUAGUUGACGAUGCAGCUCAAACCUACGUCGACAUCAAGACUCUCGCACAGAACGGAGAACUCGCAGACGGUGCAAACCAACGCCCUCAUUUCUCAAUUCGCACUCUGGCACGCGCCCUCACCUCUGCAGUUCAGUUCGCGCCUUCUUUUGGUCUCCGAAGAAGUCUGUAUGAGGGCUUUCUGAUGUGCUUUAUCACGAGUCUGGAUCCGGAAAGUAGUCACAAAGCUACAAGAAUCUUACAUCAACAUCUCAUCGCUCACGCGAAAAAUUCAAACAACCUACUGUCACUUAUCCCAGCAAGCCCGUCCGGUGAUGUCUCUCAACACGUUCAGUUCGGGCCAUUCUGGCUGGCGACAGGGUCCCUAGUGCCAAAAGAAGCACCGGGGUACAUCCUGACGCCCUCCGUCCAUACGAAACUCUUUGCGCUCGCCCGUGCGAUCUGCAUCGGUCGCUUUCCGGUUCUCAUCCAAGGACCAACAUCAGCAGGAAAGACUUCGGCAGUAGAGUUCCUCGCCAAGCGCACCGGACAUCGAUUUGUUCGCAUCAACAACCAUGAACACACAGACUUGCAAGAGUACCUAGGCUCCUAUGUCAGCGACCCAGACACUGGUGCACUGCGCUUUGAGGAGGGCCUACUCGUACAAGCACUGCGCCGAGGAGAUUGGAUCGUCCUGGAUGAGCUCAAUCUCGCGCCGACGGAUGUCUUGGAAGCACUCAAUCGCUUGCUGGAUGACAAUCGCGAGCUUUUCAUCCCAGAGACAGGCGAGACGGUCAAGCCGCAUCCACACUUCAUGCUUUUUGCCACGCAAAAUCCACCGGGUCUUUACGGUGGCCGCAAAGUCCUGUCUCGAGCAUUUCGCAAUCGCUUCCUCGAAGCCCAUUUCGACGACGUUCCUGCGCACGAACUCGAAAUCAUUCUCACGCAGCGCUGCGAAAUUGCUCCCAGCUACGCGUCAAAAAUGGUUGCAGUGUUCGCUGAGUUGCAGCGACGUCGUCAGGUGGACCGCGUGUUUGAGUCCAAGCAUGGAUUUGCUACCUUACGUGAUCUGUUUCGCUGGGGCUCCCGCAGUGCAAUAGGGUACGAAGAGUUAGCAGAAAAUGGGUACAUGCUUUUAGCAGAAAGAGCGAGGCGGAAAGAGGAUAAGGCUGCAGUUCAAGACGUUCUCGAGAGCCUGCUCCGCGUCAGGAUCAGAUUGGAUGCUCUUUACGACCUUUCCAGCGAGACCAAUGUGGUGCGACGCCACCUCGGCGCGGAAUUCUGCUCGAAGCUUUUUAACAAAAUCCAAGAGUCCGGAUUAGUACCGACUGCAUCCUUACAGAGACUUGUCGCGUUGCAAUGCGUGGCGUUUGCCUAUAACGAACCGGUACUUCUUGUAGGUGAACCGGGGACAGGAAAGACAGCGGUCUGUGACGUCGUCGCAAGCGUAUUCAGCACCCGCUUGGACGUGCUCAACUGCCACCAGAAUACCGACGCUUCUGAUUUACUCGGUGGUCAACGGCCGCUCCGAAAUCGGACCAGCGUAGAGAGUCAAGCGCUGCAUCUUUCAAGCAGCGUAGCAGGGCAGCCUUUUGACUCUAUCGAGGGCGCCUUGACUGGAAUUCGUGCUGCCAUGGCAGCAGAUAAAUCUUUGGAAGCUGCCGCUCGUUAUUCAGCCGCCAUUCGAUCGCUGCAAGCCGCGAAUGUGCUAUUCGAAUGGUACGACGGACCGCUCAUUCUGUCCAUGAAGCAAGGCUCGCACAUGCUCUUGGACGAAAUCUCACUGGCAGAUGACAGCGUACUCGAGCGUCUCAACAGUGUUUUGGAGACAGGUCGUUCCAUUACACUGCCCAAUCGUCAAGAAAAGCACACCUCAGCUCAGAUGGAUGCGGACCCGGGUGCAACUCAUUCUGUGGUUGCAGCUGAACAGUUCCAAGUCACAGCAACUAUGAAUCCGGGGGGCGACUAUGGCAAGAAGGAGUUAAGUCCGGCUCUACGAAAUCGUUUCACUGAGAUAUGGGUAUCGCCCAUCACCUCGAAAACAGAUUUAUCUGCUAUCUUGUCGGAAACACUUUCGGUAGUUCAAGAACGCCAUUGGUUGGUUGCUGGAAUGCUGGACUUCGCUAUUUGGCUUGGGAAGGAGGUAGACGUUCUUCCAAAUCAUAUGGUCAAUCUAAGAGAUUAUUUGGCCUGGGCUACCUUUAUCGAAGCGACCAACACAGGCGACGACAAUCGGACCAGCCUUUCUCCUGCAGCUGCUUUCGUUCAAGGAGCGCAUCUGUCAAUUAUCGAGGGUCUUCCAACCCUUCCUUCUUUAAUGUCCUUUUCUCAAGAGCGGCUGAAGGACGUGCAGCAGCGAGCCACACAUUGGCUUGAGAGUCUCGCUCGUCAACAUGAUCCUUCCUACCAGUCAAUUGAGAAGGUGGCAUUCUCCUGCACCUCACAGCACGUCUUCGUUGGACCAUAUCGUUUGUCAAGGAAUGCAGCGGAUCAACUCACAUUACCAGAUUUCGCUUUCAACGCUCCAACGACCUUGGUUAACACAUUGAGCGUAGUCAGAGCCCUGCAGAUUCCCAGCAAAGCAAUACUGCUUGAAGGGAGUCCUGGCGCCGGCAAAACCAGCCUGGUUAAUGCACUCGCCGCCGCCGUCUCUCAACAGCUUGUACGUAUCAACCUUUCCGAACAGACCGAAGCCACAGACCUUUUUGGCUCCGAGCUGCCAGUCGAGGGCGGCCGUGCGGGCGAGUUCGGUUGGCAUGAUGCAGCUUUUCUCACCGCUAUGAAAGAAGGUUACUGGGUUCUUCUGGAUGAGAUGAAUCUCGCCUCGCAAUCCGUGCUCGAGGGAUUGAAUUCAUGCCUCGAUCAUCGUGGUCAGGUCUACAUUCCCGAGCUGGAUAAGACAUUUCAGAAGCAUCCCCGUUUCCGGGUAUUCGCCGCCCAGAAUCCGCAAUCGCAGGGUGGUGGACGCAAAGGUUUGCCCCAGUCUUUUCUCAACCGAUUCACCAAGGUCCACGUACAAGAGCUCACUGCGCAAGACUUCAUGCAUGUGGCUCGCGGCAUGCAAGUAACCGCUGCUGACACAAAUUCUCGCCUUGUCGUUGAGUUCAAUCGACUUGUGGGUGAGCAGGUCAAGCAAGGCUUCAUCGGCCGCACGGGAGGGCCGUGGGAGUUGAACCUGAGAGACAUUCUGCGAUGGCUUCAAGCUUCGCAACUGUCCCCCACCGCUCGAUUGAAUGUGUCCGAAAUUGUGAGACUGCUCUACCUUGCUCGAUUUCGUGGUCAAAACGAUAUCGCGCGGAUAUCACACAUCUUCCAGGAAAUCUUCGGACUCGAACUUAAGACGGAUAGGCUUCCCUCAAUAAAACUCACUCCUGACAGCGUCUCUAUCGAGGGAAGGGCGAUGGCGCGAAAAGGGAGCACCCGGCCGACAUAUCACCCUGGAUUGAUGCAGCAGCAACUGCCCUCACUCGAACUCUUAAGCCAAUGUGUCCACCUGCAAUGGCUCAGCAUCAUGACUGCAGAGUCAUACAGCGGGAAGACGUCUGCGAUCGAAGCGCUUGCGAAGCUGUGCGGACAAGAACUACACGUGGUCCGCCUGAGUGCAGUUUCCGAUGCAGCGGAUCUUCUCGGCUCUUUUGAGCACUUGGACUCCGCGGGUGCUAUGCGUGAGCGUCUUGCCCGGGUUUGCGAGAUCCUCCGCGACCAGCUCAGCUCGGCUGCUAGCCGUUUGGCUGAGAAAGAUUUUUCAGCGAGUAUUGGCGCUGCUGUUGACGUGCUCUCAUCCCUAGCGCUCAGCUCUAGCCUUCCGGAAAGUCUCAAUGCGAUCUCCACCACAGUUGCAAGCCUUAUGUCCAAAGAGAUGCCCGCAGACGUACGCGAUCAGCUAGCAAGUGUCCAACAUCAGCUGACGCGUCUUCAAAUGUCGCAAACUGUUGGUGCCAGAUUCUCCUGGGUUGACGGUUCGCUUGUCCGGUGCAUCCGUGCAGGUCAUUGGGUGGUACUGCAGGACGCGAACCAAUGCCCACCAGCAGUUCUCGACCGAUUGAACUCGCUCUUUGAGGCCAAUCCGGUGAUCGUCCUCGCGGAAAAGGGAUCGUUAGCUGGAGAUGUCGAAGUCAUCAGACCCCACCCGAAUUUCCGCUUAUUUAUGACGACUGAUCCCGCCUUAGGCGAGCUCAGCCGCGCUAUGCGCAAUCGCGGCAUUGAAAUCUCUUUGUCUGGUCAGGAACUGUCGGAAGUGGCGAGCACGGAUCGCCAAAGGCUUAUUGCAAUCUCGCGACGUCGACGAUCGUUCUUGCGCCAUGCACACGCUGAAGAGCCAUGUGCCCCCGCCGUCUUGUCUUCAGGGUCGCCAUUCCUAGAUCUGUCACGCCAACGCUUGGCGAUGCUUCCGCUGACAAACAAUGCCAUGUGCACUCUGAAGGUCAAAUCCAUGUGGGACUUGGAAGGAUUAGCCACAGCUGGACAAAUCCUCGGCCUGGUUGGACUUCAGGACGCUGGUGCAAUGUCGCGCUUGCUCGUCCUCGAAGAGGACGUUGCGACGGCCUUUGCCGAGGUCGCUUCCGAAUUGGUUCAAUCUUUCUCGACUUCACAUGGACCCUUCCCGCAGCCUCGAGAUCCACUGGCCAUUCCAGACCGUAAUAUCAGCGCAACCGCAGAAGGACUAUUCGAGUCACUAUCUUUGCAGCUGGACGACCGUGGGCGACUUCUUCUCCAGCAUUUGGCUCGGCUUGAGCGCACCGCAACAAUGAAACCGGACCAAAAUCAAGCAAUACAAAAUUGCAUAUUCUACCGUGCGCACUACCCCUCCACUUCUUGGCCGCCAGAAUUGGGCCAGCUGGACCUUGUCGCACUGUUGCAUGACCUUGUCGCCACAGAAGAAACGAAGAUUGAUGUCAAAUCCUACGGAAUAGACGGAAUCCGCCUCCGUUGCGACAUGCAAGAUGUCGCAAUAUUCAUCAUUAAGCUGGCAACUGCGCCCACCAUGGAUCAUGCGGCCUUGCAUUCCAUUUUGAAGCUUCUGUCCUCGUCCAAAGCACUAAAGGCCUUGCCAAGCUCUCAUUUCUUAGUGCAUUCGUGUGGUCGUGCACUGAGUCAGCACCACGGCGCAAAUUCAGGUGGAGGGGCUGCGAUGGAUCUUCUAUGGGAGAAUAUUUUGCUCUCCCAGCCUCGCAUCCUCCAUGAUGGGUUCCAGAGUGCGGCUCUCAUGAUCAACAGCACGCGUUCGGGUAAUGAAGCGACAGCUUCUCACUGGCCAUCUGCGCUCAGCUUCCUUGGCCAGCUCUUGCAGCACUGGGCGGGAGCAACGGCCGAAGAUGCGACUGAGCUGAGCCAAAUGCACCAACAGCUUUCUCAACAUCCCAGACCAACUUUCGCUCAAGGCGGGAUUGAGGAGCAAGGCCGUGAAACACUGCCUUUUCUCGUCUGCACUCUCGCUCUGCUGCCUUCACUACGGGCGUUGAGCAAGUCAACAGCAUUGUCAGCUAGCAUUGAAUCACUGCUAGAGCUGCACGGACCCAUUCUUGGGUUUGGCGCUGACAACAAGACUGUUGUCCAGCUUUUGGUGAACACAGUGCUGGCAACAGCGAGAUCUGAUUUUGCCCAUAGCACACUGUCUCGAAUGUGCCUUUGGGAUAUGUCGUGGUGUCGUCGAAUGUGGAGCACUACAACCAGUAUUGCAGACAUGUUCCGCCCGCUUCUGCUCAAGCGAGCCAUUCACCUCAUGCGAGCAUAUCAGAUUUGGAUGCGAACCUGCAGGCACGAAAGCAGCAUUGGACUACUCUGCUGCUGACAAGUACCCUUUCUCAUUCACGAGCUGACGGCCUAGCUCACCAUCUCGGGACGAUCGCGCUUGAGACUACGAGACUUUUGCGGAAGGGAUGCCGCCAAAGUAGCGCGAUGCAAGAUUGUAUUCAAGCACUCGAUGCCGCCGCUGAGCGUCUUGCUGGCCAAUUGGCAGUUCCAGAAGACCACGUUGAGGAAGGAGAGGAAGCUCAGUCAGCAAUCA
Molecule: messenger RNA, 9482 nt
Organism: Tilletiaria anomala UBC 951
Lineage: Eukaryota; Fungi; Basidiomycota; Exobasidiomycetes; Georgefischeriales; Tilletiariaceae
Product: P-loop containing nucleoside triphosphate hydrolase protein
Exons: 9
Coding region: 156-9266 (3036 amino acids)
Biological process (GO): rRNA processing; ribosomal large subunit assembly
Cellular component (GO): preribosome, large subunit precursor
Molecular function (GO): ATP binding; ATP hydrolysis activity
Source: RefSeq, a predicted model, not a curated record